GCAGAAGAAGGAAAGUCCCUCUGGGAGUUGGUGCUGGAGCAGUUUGAGGAUCUACUCGUCCGCAUCCUUUUGAUGGCAGCUUUUCUGUCAUUUAUCCUGGCAUGGUUUGAAGAAGGAGAGGAGACCAUGACGGCGUUCGUGGAGCCCGUCGUCAUUAUCAUGAUCCUGAUCGCCAACGCUGUGGUGGGUGUGUGGCAGGAGAGAAACGCCGAGAGCGCCAUCGAAGCCUUGAAGGAGUACGAGCCUGAGAUGGGGAAGGUGAUCCGUGCCGACCGCAGCGGGGUGCAGCGGAUCCGCGCCCGGGACAUCGUCCCUGGGGACAUUGUGGAGGUGGCAGUUGGUGACAAGGUGCCGGCAGACAUCCGGAUCAUCGAAAUCCGGUCCACCACCCUGCGGGUCGACCAGUCCAUCCUCACAGGGGAGUCUGUGUCGGUGAUCAAACACGCUGACCCCAUCCCCGACCCCCGGGCUGUCAACCAGGACAAGAAGAACAUGCUUUUCUCCGGCACCAACAUUGCAGCUGGGAAGGCCGUGGGGGUUGUCAUUGCGACAGGAGUGUACACCGAGAUCGGGAAGAUCCGAAACCAGAUGGUGGAGACGGAGCCGGAGAAGACCCCCUUGCAGCAGAAGCUGGACGAGUUCAGCCAGCAGCUCUCCAAAGUGAUUUUCCUGGUGUGCAUUGCCGUCUGGGUCAUCAACAUCAGCCACUUCAGCGACCCCGUCCACGGCGGCUCCUGGUUUCGGGGUGCCAUCUACUAUUUCAAGAUUUCGGUGGCGCUGGCAGUGGCUGCCAUUCCCGAGGGCCUCCCGGCCGUCAUCACCACCUGCCUGGCACUGGGCACGCGCCGCAUGGCCAAGAAGAACGCCAUCGUCCGGAGCCUGCCCUCGGUGGAGACCCUGGGCUGCACCUCCGUCAUCUGCUCCGACAAGACCGGCACCCUCACCACCAACCAGAUGUCUGUCUGCCGGAUGUUCAUCAUGGAGAAGGUGGAGGGAGCCCAGUGCAGCCUGCACGAGUUCAGCAUCACCGGCUCCACCUACGCGCCCGAGGGACAGAUCCUGAAGGACGAGCAGCCGGUGCAGUGUGGGCAGUUCGAUGGGCUGGUGGAGCUGGCCACCAUCUGCGCCCUCUGCAAUGACUCCUCGCUGGACUACAACGAGUCCAAAAAAGUCUACGAGAAGGUGGGGGAAGCCACUGAAACAGCCCUGACGUGCCUGGUGGAGAAGAUGAACGUCUUCAACACCGACACCAGCAAACUCUCCAAGGUGGAGCGAGCCAACGCCUGCAAUUCGGUGAUCAAGCAGCUGAUGAGGAAGGAGUGCACCCUGGAGUUCUCCCGCGACCGCAAGUCCAUGUCGGUGUACUGCACACCCACCAGCCCCGGCCACAACUCCACCAGCAGCAAGAUGUUCGUCAAGGGCGCCCCGGAAAGCGUGAUCGAGCGCUGCACCCACGUCCGCGUGGGCACUGCCAGGGUCCCGCUGACGGCCCCGGUGCGGGAGAAGAUCCUGGGCAGGAUCCGGGACUGGGGCAUGGGCAUCGACACGCUGCGCUGCCUGGCCCUGGCCACCCACGACGCGCCUGUCCGCAGGGAGACCAUGCAGCUGCACGACUCCGCCGCCUUCGUCCACUACGAGAACAACCUGACCUUUGUGGGAUGCGUGGGGAUGCUGGACCCUCCUCGCAAGGAGGUCACCUCCUCCAUCGAGAUGUGCCGCAAGGCCGGCAUCCGUGUCAUCAUGAUCACGGGCGACAACAAGGGCACGGCAGUGGCCAUCUGCCGCCGGAUCGGCAUCUUCUCGGAGAGCGAGGAUGUGGCUGGCAAAGCCUACACGGGCCGGGAAUUUGAUGAGCUGCCCCCCGAGGCACAGCGGCAGGCGUGCCGGGACGCCCGCUGCUUCGCCCGCGUGGAGCCGGCGCACAAGUCCCGCAUCGUCGAGUACCUCCAGUCCUUCCACGAGAUCACCGCCAUGACGGGUGACGGCGUCAAUGACGCCCCUGCCCUGAAGAAAGCCGAGAUCGGCAUUGCCAUGGGGUCGGGCACGGCUGUCGCCAAGUCGGCCGCUGAGAUGGUGCUCUCCGAUGACAACUUCUCCACCAUCGUGUCGGCUGUUGAGGAGGGCAGGGCCAUUUACAACAACAUGAAGCAGUUCAUCCGCUACCUCAUCUCCUCCAACGUCGGAGAGGUCGUUUGCAUCUUCCUGACGGCCAUCCUGGGCUUGCCUGAGGCGCUCAUCCCCGUGCAGCUGCUGUGGGUGAACCUGGUGACGGACGGGCUGCCGGCCACCGCGCUGGGCUUCAACCCCCCCGACCUGGACAUCAUGGACAAGCCCCCGCGCAGCCCCAAGGAGCCCCUCAUCAGCGGCUGGCUCUUCUUCCGCUACCUGGCCAUC
Messenger RNA from Pterocles gutturalis (yellow-throated sandgrouse), 2394 nucleotides. Its product is annotated as sarcoplasmic/endoplasmic reticulum calcium ATPase 3. Gene Ontology annotation, molecular function: ATP hydrolysis activity; ATP binding; P-type calcium transporter activity. The record is from RefSeq and is a predicted model, not a curated record. Gene Ontology annotation, cellular component: membrane. The transcript is spliced from 15 exons. Lineage: Eukaryota; Metazoa; Chordata; Aves; Pterocliformes; Pteroclidae. The annotation marks the transcript as partial. Gene Ontology annotation, biological process: calcium ion transmembrane transport; intracellular calcium ion homeostasis.